Molecule: messenger RNA, 1551 nt
Organism: Penicillium oxalicum
Lineage: Eukaryota; Fungi; Ascomycota; Eurotiomycetes; Eurotiales; Aspergillaceae
Product: glycoside hydrolase family 1 protein
Exons: 1
Coding region: 1-1551 (516 amino acids)
Biological process (GO): carbohydrate metabolic process
Molecular function (GO): beta-glucosidase activity
Source: RefSeq, a predicted model, not a curated record
AUGGACUUGAAAGCCGUGGAGGAUCUCAAAGGAGUCCUUCGGUCAGACUUUUUCCACGGCUACGCAACCGCCGCUGCCCAAAUUGAAGGGGCAUGGGACCGCGAUGGCAAAGGACUGUCGAUCUGGGACACCUUCGGUCAUACUCCCGGCAAGAUCUCAGAUGGAAGUACGGCCGACGAUGCGACCAGAGCAUACGACUUUUAUCGCGAGGACGUGGCUCUCAUGAAAUCAUACGGUGUGAAUGCCUACCGAUUCUCUCUUGCCUGGUCACGGAUCAUCCCACUCGGCGGCUGCGACGACCCCGUCAACGAGAAAGGUAUCGAGUUCUAUUCGAACCUGAUUGACGAGCUGCUCCGUCACGACAUCACCCCAUUUGUCACUCUGUUCCACUGGGACACUCCCCAGGCCCUUGAAGAGCGAUAUGGGGGCAUGUUGAAUCAGGAAGCCUUUACGCGGGAUUUUGUCCGCUACGCGCGGGUGUGUUUUGAGCGUUUCGGUGACCGAGUCAAGCACUGGAUCACAUACAACGAGCCUGGUGUCUAUACACUUGCCGGGUACGCUGCUGGCGUGCACGCUCCGGGGCGAUCAUCCUUCCGUGAGCGAAAUGCCGAAGGUGACUCGUCCACCGAGCCGUUCAUCGUGGCCCACACCGAACUUGUCUCGCACGGCCAUGUGUCACGAAUGUAUCGUGAAGAGUUUCAGCCACGUCAGAACGGGACUCUGGGGAUCACCCUGCAUGGGAACUGGUCUGAGCCCUGGGACGAAGACGAUCCUCUCGAUCAAGAAGCCGCCGAACGGGCGCGUGAGUUCGAAAUCGCCUGGUUUGCCGACCCGCUUUACAAAACGGGGGAUUAUCCGGCGUCGAUGCGAGCACAAUUGGGCGAUCGACUGCCGCGUUUCACGGCCGAGGAAUCCAAGCUGGUCUUGGGAAGUUCGGCGUUCUACGGCAUGAACAGCUACACCACUUUUUUUGUCCGACACAAAACGACCCCCCCUGACAUCAAUGAUCACAAGGGAAAUAUCGAGAGUCACGAUGAAAACAAACAGGGUAUCCCCCGCGGCGAAGAAAGUGACACGCCUUGGCUGCGGGCCGCACCGACUGGCUUCCGCAAACUUCUGAAUUGGAUCUACCAGCGGUACCAGAUGCCGAUCUACGUGACUGAGAAUGGAACCACGGCCAAGGGGGAAGUGGCACCGACUCCUGAAGUCCUCCACGACACCUUCCGCAUCAAGUUCUUCGAAGGGUAUGUUGGGCAAGCAUUGGCUCGGGCCGUCAAAGAAGAUGGCGUGGAUAUUCGAUCCUACUUUGCGUGGACAUUUACCGACAAUUGGGGUGAGUUGACUGUCCUCCAGGCUUCGAAGAGGGCAAGAUGGCUGACUCCUUUCCCUUUUUCCCUCCUUUUCUUCAACUUUACAGAAUGGGCUGCUGGAUACUCGGAUCGAUUCGGUUCCACCUUUAUCGACUUUGAUUCUCAAGACAAGACCCGUUAUCCCAAGCAGUCGGCCUACUAUCUGGACAAGUUGUUCAAGCAUCUCAUCCAGCAAGCAUAA